GUAUUGUAUAUAAUAUUCUUAUACAAUUUGCGUAUACAACGUGAGUAUAUUUAUCACAAAGAAAUGGAGAAAAUAUGGACAGUUGUAAGAUUUGAAGAUGAAAAUGUUGUCGAAGCGGUGUCAACAAGUUGGAUUACUAACGGCAGAUGUUAUUGGCCACCAUAUACAACAGAAAAAACUUUAAAAGCAAUAAAAGAUCAUGUUGAUUUUAAUUCUUCAUGGGCGAACUAUGAAGUAUAUGUCUUUAAAAAUAGUACCUCCGAAAGUUAUCAAGUGUGUAGACUGAAAGCUAAAAAAGCUGAGGAUACAUCAGAUUCAAAUUCAGAUUACAGUAAAAAACGAAUAAUUAAAAAGAACUGUUUAUAUGAGAGCGAUAGUUCUGAAUCUGAUAAAUAUAAUGAUAUGACAUUGCCAUCUCCACUAGAUUUAAAAGAACAUUCUGAUACAGAAAUCCAAAUAUCAAAGGAUUUUUCUAGAACUAAAAAAGUAUACACAUGAGUUGGAGAGAAUCCACAAAGAAAGAAUACACAAAAAGGUAUUUUCGACACAAACCUUUC
Camponotus floridanus (Florida carpenter ant) is the source of this 557-nucleotide messenger RNA. RefSeq lists its product as uncharacterized. The transcript is spliced from 4 exons. NCBI's taxonomy places the organism in Eukaryota, Metazoa, Arthropoda, Insecta, Hymenoptera, Formicidae. The record is from RefSeq and is a predicted model, not a curated record. Bases 64 to 498 code for a protein of 144 amino acids.